AAUUGUAUCUUGUAGAGCCGGAAGUGCCUGUAGCAUGAAAACUGCGUGGGGGGCGCAGAGUAAAUCAGCUGACGCGAGGAAGCUGACCUGCUGCGGCGUUUUCUCCCCGGUUCGGUUUGCGCCUAUCCUGCGGUUUAGGAAAAGGAUUGCAAUGCUGCGCCCCAAGGCUUUGACGCAAGUGCUGAGCCAGGCCAACACAGGAGGAGUUCAGAGCACCUUGCUCCUGAACAACGAGGGCUCUCUCCUUGCAUAUUCCGGUUACGGAGACACGGAUGCCAGAGUCACGGCAGCCAUUGCCAGCAACAUCUGGGUGGCCUAUGACAAGAACGGCCACCAGGCAUUCAACGAAGACAACUUGAAGUUCAUCCUCAUGGACUGCAUGGAGGGCCGCGUCGCAAUCACCAGAGUUGCCAACUUACUGCUGUGCAUGUAUGCAAAGGAGACAGUGGGCUUCGGGAUGCUGAAAGCAAAGGCCCAGGCUUUGGUCCAGUACCUCGAAGACCCGCUCACCCAGGUAGCGGCAUCAUGAGCCAUGGAGCCAAGGUUAUGGGGGAAAGGCUUUUGUGACUUCGCUCGGAAGGAGCUACUUCCGAAACAGACUUUUGCACAGGAGAAACUGGGCACUUGGAAGGGAUUUUUUUUGGCUUGCAGACUCUGCCUCCUAGCAAUACUGCAGACUGUGUCAGCCCUCCUGUAUUAUGUGUCUUUCAAACAAAUUUAAAAUGAAGGUGGGAAAAGAAUAAAAAUCUGUGUUUAUCAGCUUGAGUCCUGAUCUCG
Molecule: messenger RNA, 777 nt
Organism: Gekko japonicus
Lineage: Eukaryota; Metazoa; Chordata; Lepidosauria; Squamata; Gekkonidae
Gene: LAMTOR2
Product: late endosomal/lysosomal adaptor, MAPK and MTOR activator 2
Exons: 4
Coding region: 35-529 (164 amino acids)
Biological process (GO): cellular response to amino acid stimulus; positive regulation of TOR signaling
Cellular component (GO): Ragulator complex
Molecular function (GO): molecular adaptor activity; guanyl-nucleotide exchange factor activity
Source: RefSeq, a predicted model, not a curated record